AUGAAGAUGAAGACGGUUCUUGUGAUCAUAAACACCAUAAUCUUGGCGAUAGGAAACUGUGGAGGUCCUCUAAUGACGCGUCUCUACUUCAUAAACGGUGGAAAACGUAUCUGGUUCUCAAGCUUCCUCCAAACCUCAGGCUCUCCCAUCAUCCUCCUCGCUCUUCUCUUCUCCUUCCUCAUCCGUCACCGUAAACAACAAGAAGAACAAGAAGGAAAGACUACACUUUUCAUCAUGAAACCUCCUCUGUUCUUGGCCUCUGUCUUCAUUGGUCUGCUCAUUGGCUUUGACAAUUACCUCUACGCUUAUGGUUUAGCUUACCUCCCUGUUUCCACUUCUUCUCUCCUCAUCUCCUCUCAACUAGCCUUCACUGCUCUCUUCGCUUUCUUCAUGGUCAAGCAAAGGUUCACACCUUUCACUAUAAACGCCGUCGUUCUCCUCACUCUCGGUGCUGGAAGCCUUGCCCUUCACGCAGACGGUGACAAGCUCGCCAAGGAGACGAACAAGGAGUAUAUAAUCGGGUUUCUAAUGACCGUUGCUGCAGCUGUUCUCUACGCGUUUGUGCUGCCGCUUGUGGAGCUCACUUACAAGAAAGCUAGUCAAAGAAUCAGCUACACUCUUGUGCUUGAGAUGCAGUUGGUCUUGUGCUUUGUCGCCACUUGCUUCUGCCUCGUUGGGAUGGUAGCUGAUGGUGACUUCAAGGAGUUAGGAAGAGAAGCAAGAGAGUUUAAGCUUGGAGGGUCUACGUAUUACUGUGUGGUGGUUGUGUUCACGGCUAUAAUCUGGCAAGGGUUUUUCUUGGGGUCUAUUGGGAUGAUCUUCUGUGCAUCGUCUCUCGUCUCUGGAGUUCUGAUCAGUGCUCUGCUUCCGUUGACAGAGGUCUUGGCUGUCCUCUUCUUCAAGGAGAAGUUUCAGGCGGGGAAAGGUGUAUCUCUGUUCCUUUCCCUUUGGGGCUUCGUUUCUUACUUUUACGGACAGUUUAAAACUGAGAAGAAGAGUCAGACUCAGGAGGAACAACAGUCUCAGCUGCCAGUUACUGAUUCUGUAGCUUAA
Molecule: messenger RNA, 1053 nt
Organism: Eruca vesicaria subsp. sativa (arugula)
Lineage: Eukaryota; Viridiplantae; Streptophyta; Magnoliopsida; Brassicales; Brassicaceae
Source: the annotation of a GenBank genome assembly